Porites lobata is the source of this 743-nucleotide messenger RNA. NCBI's taxonomy places the organism in Eukaryota, Metazoa, Cnidaria, Anthozoa, Scleractinia, Poritidae. The record is from the annotation of a GenBank genome assembly.
AGCGAAGUAAAGGAUCCUAGUGGUCCCGUAUUCACGGUGCCCAAGGAUGUGCUUGAAGGAGGUACCGGGUACCGUAUUCGUCUCUACAGCCGGAGAGAGAAAGGUGUAAGAGGGAAGACUGAAAGUAUGCUACUGACGAAUGAGGUACCUCGAGCAGGGGCCUGUUUUGCUUUCCCCCUGAGGGGAAAUGCACUCAUGACUAAAUUCCAUAUUUGGUGCGAUGGCUGGACCGAUGCAGACAUGCCCUUGAGCUACAAAUUUUUCUAUAAAAACGAAGGAAAGCUGGUGCUGUUUUACUACGGACUUCACAACUUCACACGCGCAGAACUGCCACUUGGAGACCCAGCUAAUAAUUAUACAAUUGAAAUUGAGGUGAAAGUGUUGGAUUUCUACAAAGGCGAAGCCAACUAUUCUUUAUCUUUGCAGGUAAGAUGUUUGUUUUAUCAGACUUGAAGGAAUAUGUACCUAAAUGAUUCAUAAGUUUGAAAUUCUCAAGCGCUCAUGUUAUUGUCUUAAUGAUGUAGUCGGUAGAGCCAGACAUGAAAGAGGAUGAACUUGGUGAUAAGCUGGCUGACAUGACAUCAGGCGAAAACAGCGACUUAGGAAAAUUGGUGAGCGUGGGAGACACACAAGCGGCCCUGAGACUCGCUGGUGCUGUCAACUCAUUGCUUAAUGCGCAGAGCACAAAAUCUCCAUCUAAUGAUACUAAGGAUAUUAGUGCAAGGAAAGAAAAAAGAAAAGCG